This is a messenger RNA of Sphaeramia orbicularis (orbiculate cardinalfish), 2640 nucleotides long. It is a transcript of the gene styk1b, whose product is annotated as serine/threonine/tyrosine kinase 1b. NCBI's taxonomy places the organism in Eukaryota, Metazoa, Chordata, Actinopteri, Kurtiformes, Apogonidae. Gene Ontology annotation, molecular function: ATP binding; transmembrane receptor protein tyrosine kinase activity. Gene Ontology annotation, biological process: multicellular organism development; protein phosphorylation; cell surface receptor protein tyrosine kinase signaling pathway. Gene Ontology annotation, cellular component: plasma membrane; signaling receptor complex. The record is from RefSeq and is a predicted model, not a curated record. The transcript has 10 exons. Bases 468 to 1838 code for a protein of 456 amino acids.
CCAAACAAAGAGGGGAGAGGCAGGGCUAGAAGUAGGUGACAUAUGCUCAGGUUCAAUAAGAAAAAGCAGAAUGUGGCAGAGCAAAGAAGAGGAAUGGCCGGGUGAGACAGUCAAGCAGCAAAACAAAAAAAAAACUGAUAACAGUGAUGCAUCACAACUCUGACUAGAAGACAAAAGGAAAGAAAAGGAAGUGGGAGGAGAGGUUGAUGUAGGACAGAAGGUGUAGGUGAGGAGGGUGGAGUCAAGAAAACACUGAAGGUGGAACAUAGACAAACAGGAGCAGCACGUUGAUCCCCUGAGCCACACAGACCAUCAGUGGAAAACAAGACAAUGAAGGGCUGAACCAGGCUCCACGUUCAGCUUUUCAGACGUGUGAGAUGUGUCCGAGUGUGUGACAGAAACAUGACUGUGGAAUAACAGGAUCUAACAUUCAUCUUUAAUAGAAGACACAACUGAAGGAGGCAAGGAUGUCUUCGUUGUCUGACUCUGACUCUCGCUGCCAGCACGGAGAUACAAUCUGUGAGAUCCGUGUAUAUGAGCAGGAGGUGAUUGUGGUGCCCAUCUUGCUGCUGGCCAGCUUCCUGGUCACUCUGGUCUUUAUUUUACUGCUGCGUUUCUGUCCAGAGAAGGUCGACCGCAUCCGUCCACAGUCCUCAAAGUCAGCCUUCAGACCACAGCAGUCCAGGAGAGUGCUGAGUGGCAUUGACGCCCCUCCUGGUAUCAAUGUCUUGGAGCAUGAAAGCAUUGCACUGGAUGUGGCCAAUUCUUACUCCACCUUCCAUCCUCCGAACACAUACUCCUCCAAAAGCCUGGGCUUGUCCGUGGACCCUCCAUCUUUACCACCAAACCCCCCUCCAGAGCCAUUCAAACCCAGUUUCACACCCAUCGUCCAGCCCAGGGAGUUACCCCGCCAGAGGCUGCCCGAGUCCUUCAACCUGGUCACCCCUCUUCCUGCUGCUUUCUCCCUGCGCUCCGACUCUGCUGUGUCUCUGUACAGGGCCCGCAUGGACAACAGGAAUGUGGUCCUUCGGGUGCUGAAUGACUCUGCUGAUGCCACAGAGAGACAUAAUUUCCUGUGCUUUGCAUCCUUCCUGGCCCAGCUUGGUCCUCACCCCUUUUUGCCAGAGCUUCUUGGUGUGGUCUCAUUGCGAGCUCCACUAGUUACAGUUGUGGAGGAGCUGGAGAACCGAGACCUGCUCAGCUUCCUGUGGCGAUGCAGACAGGAACAUGUCGAUCCUCCAUGUGAAAUGACUGAGAGAAGAAUAUUCACCAUGGCAACUCAGGUGGCUUCUGCCCUGGAGUUUUUACACAGCAAAGAUCUCCUCCAUGGAAACAUCCGUGCCCGCAAUGUACUGGUCAGUAAGGAGUUUACAGCCAAACUUUGGGGUUUGCACGGAGUCUACACCAGGAAAAGCCAGCAGACCACUCAGAGAGACGAUCCUAGUAUGAAGAAAUGGCAGGCCCCUGAACUGCUGGCCAAACGAUCUGCCAGUCCGAGCAGCGACAUCUGGUCAUUCGGAGUCUUAUUGUAUGAAAUGGCAACACUAGGUGAAGCUCCAUUUGCAGAAAUCUUAGUCAAUGAGCUGAUGCAGUUUCAUCAACGAGGGAAAAGUUUGAAGAAACCCUCACACUGCUCCAACACACUAUACUCUCUCAUUAAGAGUUGCUGCCAGUGGAAAGAGACAGAUCGACCCUCCUUGGCAGAAGUGACCCGCAAACUCAGCUCAGGAGAGAAAAGUGCCUCCGACAAACUGAUCAAGGCGUCUGGGACAGUUAACAUUGAGCAGUACCUGCAGGAGGCAGGAUACGGGGAGACCAACAGCUACACUGUUUUCUAAACCCUGCAUGUGCCAGAAAAAAGUACUUAAAUACCCCCGUGGUGCACUUUACACUACAGCACAAUGUCUACAAGUAAAUCAAGGGCUUAAAAACCCCAUAAUGAGUACUUUGGACAUUACAGCUGGAGUUUUUUCUCAACGCAUUAUUCAAGUUCAGACCACUUGAACAGCUAAGAAUGUGCUAAAUAAGGUGUUUAAUUCUGGGAUUUAUUUUUAUUAAAAAAAGACAUUGUUUACUUCUCUUUAUAUAGAUUUUUAAAGUCUUGUUGAGGACUAAGACAUGUAAACUUGACCGACGUACAGCUACUGCAUCCUGAACUUGUGGUUAAUACUGUUAAUCUAUGAUGGUUUACAAAUCUGUUGAUAAUCCAGCGCCAGUGUGUAUUAAUAUAUGUUAUGACCUAUUUAUGGUUUUAUAUUUGGGAGAAUGUUGGUGAUUAAACACACAAUUAUUGAUUAUUGCUAUGCUAAACAGAUGCUGUUUACACAACUCAAAUGUAAAUAAAAAGAAGAAAUCAUUACAAAGCCCACACUGAGCUUGUUAUUUCCAACUGGAUACCAUCAGAGAAAUGUAGAAGCAUAUUAAAAACUUAAAAGGUUAAAAGUUAACUCACUUAUUAUGCCUGUAGUAUUAGUAUGUGCUAACACAAAACACAUUACAGGAGCAGUGAGCUGCUUUGGUGGUCAAUGGUACUACAAAUUAAAUAAAAUUUGGCAAAAAAUCGGCCACUUUGUGAUGAACCACCUAAAAUCCUUCUGUACUGAUUUUUCAGUGCAUGCUUCUGAAAAUGUAAUGACUCAU